Messenger RNA from Rubroshorea leprosula, 1994 nucleotides. The record is from the annotation of a GenBank genome assembly. Lineage: Eukaryota; Viridiplantae; Streptophyta; Magnoliopsida; Malvales; Dipterocarpaceae.
CCUCGAUUUUUCUUGCUUCCUUUUGCUUUGCCGCCAGCCACUCUCCCUAAAACUCCCAAAAUCUCUUGAUUUAUCUCUAAAUCCAUUCAAAGUUUGGAUAGAUCACAACAACACAAGAAGAGAUUUUCGGAGUUGAAGUCUUUAUCAAGAACUGAAGGGGAAGUUUUCGAAGUCGAUUCAAAUGAGGAGUCCUGAUCUUUAAAAGGUAUGAAUCUAGUCUUGAAAGAGGGAAAACGUGUAAAAAGACUAGAUUAGUUUUAGAAUUCCAAUUUCAAAUAGGAUUAGAUUAUUAUCUGUAAUUUUGAGGAUUGAGAUUAGAAUUUAGAAUUAGAAAAGGAUUGGAGCCCUAUCUAUUUCUAUAUAAAAGGGGGGCACCUUCGGCUUUGUAGGGGGAAGUGGAAAAUUUGGGAAAGAUUGAGGGAGAAGGGGAGAAAAUUUGGCAAAGCUCAGAAGGAAUAUUGGAGAGACUGAGAGGGAGAAAGAGAGCAGAGAAGAAGAGGGAGUACAGCAACUUGUAUUCGAUAUUUCAAGGAAUAUAAAGUCUGAUUUUUCUAUAUUUUGCAGGAAUUGAUGGCUUCCUUCCAAUCUCUUCAAGCAACCUUAGUCACAAGGCCACCUUUGACAACAAAUCCCUUGUUUGAAGGAAAUGCUUCUGUGGCAAAUCUCCCUAUCGCCACAUCUACUCUUGGAAAGGAGCCAAUGUCAUCUUGCCCACCAAAUCCAAUUAUUGGUGGAACUUCUAGGACAAAGCCAUUUGAUCUAAAUGCUGGUGUUACUACAGUUCAAUCUAAUGAUCAAGAAGAGACUCAAGUUGUCAAGUCAAUCACAGAGGAUGAAGACAAGUUUAAAUUGCCUGAGUUUGAUAAGUACAAUGGCACUGGUUGUCCUUAUGCCCACUUGACGAUGUAUUGUAGGAAGAUGGCUCCUUAUGCCAAUGAUGAGAAGCUAAUGAUACAUUACUUUCAGGACAGUUUGACAGGUCCUGCAGAUGCUUGGUUCUCAACUUUAGACAAGAGUAAAGUUAAGAGUUGGCAUGAUUUGACUCACAACUUUAUGAAGCAAUAUGAAUACAAUACGUCAUUAGCUCCUAGUAGAGAGGAUCUUCAAAAGACAGAAAAGAAACCAAGUGAGAGCUUUAAGGAAUUUGCACAGAGAUGGCGUGGAUUGGCUGCUCGAGUUCAACCUCCACUAACUGACCAUGAAUUGAGUAAUUUAUUCAUCAAGUCAACCAAAGGGCCUUAUCCUCCAACUUUUCAUUCAACGGCUUUCACAAGUCAAUCAAGGCCCAUUUAUGCCUCUGGGACAAGUCGUCCACAACAAGAGAAAAAGAGACGCUAUUUUGAUAAACUUCCAAUGUCAUAUACUGAAGUGUUUCGACAGUUGAUAGCAGCUAGGCUUGUUACCCCUGUACCUAUGGUGCCAUUAAAUCCACCAUUUCCAAUAUGGUAUAACCCACAAGCAAGAUGUGAAUACCAUAGUGGGGGUGUUGGGCAUGAUCUUGAAAAUUGUCUUGCUUUAAAGCACCGUGUCCAAGAUCUGAUAGAUGCAAAGGAGUUACAAAUUACAUCAGAACCUGAGGUUGUUGGUCCAAAUAUCACUAAAAACCCUUUACCCACACAUGAUGGUCCAACGGUUAAUAUGAUCGAGAAAGAUUCCGAUAAAGGAAGGGGCGAUGACAAGCUUACUCUACCUACUCAUGGUGAAGCUUUAGACAAUAAGACAGUAGAGAUUCUUCUUGUUCCUAUCAUUAAAUCCAAGGAGAUCUAUUGCAAAGAGAUAAUCAAGAGGGAAAACAUAGCAAUGAUCCAUGAAAAGGGAACUAAGAACAGAGUCAUUGACCUAAGUGUAAAAAGGGACAUCUUUUCAAUGAGUUGAGAAAGGGAUGAUAUCACUAUUGUGGAAGAAUUGUUGAGCAAGCUUUUCCUGCCUUUUCAAAGCUUUCUUCAUACCUAAUUCAUUGUUUCAUUUCUCCUUAAUAAAUUUCAAAAAUUCCU